Molecule: messenger RNA, 3871 nt
Organism: Dryobates pubescens (Downy woodpecker)
Lineage: Eukaryota; Metazoa; Chordata; Aves; Piciformes; Picidae
Gene: MCF2L
Product: MCF.2 cell line derived transforming sequence like
Exons: 32
Coding region: 285-3809 (1174 amino acids)
Biological process (GO): intracellular signal transduction; positive regulation of Rho protein signal transduction
Cellular component (GO): cytoplasm; extrinsic component of membrane
Molecular function (GO): protein binding; guanyl-nucleotide exchange factor activity
Source: RefSeq, a predicted model, not a curated record
GAAGCCAUGCGCAGAGGAGGGGAGAGAAGUUUGAAGCGGGCCUGCCGUCACUGACAUUCACGGCUCUGGCUUCAAGCAGCGCUCGCAUCACCCAGGCUCUGCCAGGAGGGAACGUGCGCCCCUGCCUUCCUUUGUGCCAAGCGGGGGUCUGUGUGGAGUAAUUGAAAUGCAGGGCUGCGAAACACUGCUGUAGUCGUCUGUUUUGGGGCUUUCCCCCUCCCUCCCUUCUUUUGUGGAGCAGGGGGGAGCAUGCUUGCUGUGGAUUCUUUUUGUUUUAUCAGAGAAUGAGAUGCUGGCUGAAAAUUGAAGAAAUGGCCCUAGAAGAAUUGAUGCAAAGAUUAAAUGCGGUUUCCCAGUGCGCUGAUGAAAUCAUGCAUCAAGAUAUCAUUCCCCUCUAUGCUGCAGAUAUUCAGGACCAGCUAAAGAAGCAAUUUGCUUAUCUGUCAGGUGGAAGAGGAGGAGAUGGAUGCCCUGUUAUCACUUUUCCAGACUAUCCAGCUUUCAGUGAGAUCCCCGAGAAGGAGUUCCAGAAUGUCCUGACCUACUUGACGAGCAUCCCAAGUUUACGAGAUGCUGGAAUUGGAUUUAUUCUUGUCAUAGAUCGCAGGCAGGACAAAUGGACCUCUGUGAAAGCAUCCAUACUGCGGAUAGCAGCAUCUUUCCCAGGAAACCUGCAACUAGUCCUCGUUCUGCGACCAACAGGAUUUUUUCAUCGAGCUCUUUCAGACAUUGCUUUCAAAUUCAACAGAGAGGAGCUUAAAAUGAAAGUACCUAUCAUAAUGCUGGGCUCAGUAUCAGAACUUCAGGGUUAUAUUGAUAAAACACAAUUAACAGAAGAUCUUGGUGGCACCCUGGAUUACUGCCAUAACAGAUGGCUGUCCCGUCGCACUGCUAUAGAAGGUUUCGCCCAAAAGGUUAAGCAAACAGCUCAGAUUCUUCAGUCCUUUGGGACUGAGCUGGCUGAAACAGAACUACCAAAUGAUGUGCAAUCAACCAGCUCCCUUCUUGCAACACACACAGAAAAGAAGGACAAAAUGAAGGAAGAUAUCAGGUUAGCAGUGGAACAGGGAGAUAAUAUCCUUGGAAGUAUUACACAACCACUUACUGAGAAUCCGGAGUACAAACUGAAUCAAGAUCAGCUAGACAAUCAAACAACGGUAGAAAGGCUUCUGGCUCAAUUACAUGAAACAGAGACUGCCUUUGAUGAGUUUUGGAUUAAGCAUCAGCAAAAACUUGAGCAGUGUCUGCACCUUCGGAAUUUUGAACAGAAUUUUAGAGAGGUCAAAGCAGCUUUGGAUAUUGUGUCUGAGAGACUGUCUUCUUUCACAGAUGUGGGAAACAGCUGUUCACAUGUGGAGCACAUUUUGAAGGAUCUUGCCAACUUUGAAGAAAAAUCACGUGAAACUGUAACAAAGGCCAGAAUGCUAGCCUCAGAGGGUGAUGCUUUUAUCCAAAGCAAUCAUUAUGCUGUGGACUCCAUUAUUCCAAAAUGCAGUGAACUUCAUCAUCUCUGUGAUGCCUUCACUACAGAGACAGAACGGAGGAGGAAUCUUCUUAACAAAUCUCUAGAGCUGCACAGCAUACUAGAAAAGUCUAUGAAAUGGUGUGAUGAAGGAAUUUAUCUGCUGGCUUCACAGCCCGUUGAUAAGUGUCAGUCUCAGGAUGGUGCAGAAUCAGCAUUACAGGAGAUCGAGAAAUUCCUGGACACUGGUGCAGGCAAUAAAAUCAAGGAGCUGAGCAAAAUAUACAGAGAGUAUGCACACAUCCUCAGUGAAGACUUAAAGGAGCAUGUGCAAAAGGUUUUUCAGAAGCAAGAAAGUAUGGAAGAAAUGUUUCAAAAGAGACAAGUCAGUCUCAAGAAACUGGCAGCUAAGCAGACACGUCCUGUUCAGCCAGUUGCCCCAAGACCCGAAGCCUUUGUAAAAUCUUCCUGUACCUCUCCAGGUCUUCAAAGUGAAUACGGAUCCAGCUCAGAAAGCACUGCACUUCGGAGGGUAAACUAUAGAAGAGGAAAGAGUGAAAUGACAGAACUCCAUCAAAGCAGAGGAGGAUCUACAAUGGAUGAUGAGGAAAACCUAGCUGUGUUACGGCAACACGUGAUUAAUGAACUUAUUGAGACUGAAAGAGCAUACGUGGAAGAACUUCUCUGUGUUCUUGAGGGUUAUGCUGCAGAGAUGGACAACCCCCUAAUGGCUCAUCUCAUUUCACCAGAACUCCAAAAUAAGAAGGAUAUCUUGUUUGGGAAUAUGGAAGAAAUUUAUCACUUUCACAACAGAAUAUUCUUGAGAGAAUUAGAAAACUAUGUAGAAUACCCAGAACUUGUAGGACGGUGCUUUUUGGAUCAGAUGGAAGAUUUCCAGAUUUAUGAAAAAUACUGUCAAAAUAAACCUCGAUCUGAAAGUUUGUGGAGGCAGUUUUCAGAUUCUGUAUUCUUUCAGGAAUGCCAAAGGAAACUGGAUCACAAGCUCAGUUUGGACUCAUACUUGCUGAAACCCGUUCAAAGAAUAACCAAAUACCAGUUGUUGCUAAAGGAAAUGCUGAAGUACAGUAAGAACUGUGAAGGUGCUGAAGAUCUUCAGGAGGCAUUAACUUCUAUACUGGGCAUUCUCAAAGCAGUUAAUGAUUCUAUGCACCAGAUAGCCAUUACAGGCUAUGAUGGAAACCUGAAUGAGCUGGGCAAGCUUUUAAUGCAGGGAUCCUUCAAUGUGUGGACUGAUCAUAAAAAGGGUCACUCAAAGGUGAAAGAUCUGGCACGCUUCAAGCCAAUGCAGCGACACCUCUUCCUCCACGAGAAAGCAGUGCUGUUCUGUAAAAAGCGAGAAGAAAAUGGAGAGGGAUAUGAGAAAGCACCUUCCUACAGCUACAAACACUCCUUAAACAUGGCAGCAGUUGGAAUAACAGAAAAUGUCAAAGGUGAUGCAAAAAAAUUUGAAAUAUGGUAUAAUGCAAGGGAAGAAGUUUACAUUAUACAGGCACCAACCCCUGAAGUUAAAGCUACUUGGGUAAAUGAAAUAAGAAAAGUGCUGACGAGUCAACUGCAGGCAUGCAGAGAAGCUAGCCAGCACAGGACACUAGAACAAACACAGAGUUUACCUCUACCAGCAUCAUCUUGUACAAGUCCUUCACAGAACCACAUCAGAAAUACUAAAAAAAUGGAGGAGAAAAAAGCUGAUCUCACAAGUCAGGAAAGUUGUGGCACCACAGUAGCACCAAAGUACCCCGAGAAAGGCAAAGAAACUCCAUCUCCUUCUGCUAAAAGCCAGACAUUGCCAAUGAUCCUUCUUACAGGACCAGCUUCUCCUACCAGUCCUGACAAAAAAGCUAAGCGCCAUGAAGUAGUGAGUGACCCAACUCCUUUUGGUUUAAGAGGCUGGUCUAAAACAUCACAUUCUCUUGAUGCAUCUGAAGAAAAUGAUGGCUGGUCUAGUGCUGAAGAUCCACUGAAUUCAUCAGAUGCGGAGGAAGAAGGAGGAGGAGGUGGAGGCGAGAUGAAGCUGACUCCUGGUAAAUAUACAGUUGUGACUGAUUAUGAGAAAGGAGUUGCUGAAGAAUUUACAGUGAAAAGUGGCGAUCUAGUUCAACUGGUUCAUGAAGGGGAGAAUGGACUUUGGUACGUAAAGAACCUUAGCACUGGUAGAGAAGGUUGGAUUCCAGCAAACAACCUGCUGAUGCUCAUAGGCAAUUCAAAAUCAGCUCAAUCUUUAAGCAGCUCUGAAUCAGGCACUGCCUCCAGCACUUUGAGCACAUCAUCAAGUUGCAGUGAUAGCUGCAAUGCCAGCAGCACCAGCUUCUCUGACAUUAAGGGCUAACAACAAUUUUCACCCCACCUCGAUGGAAGGCAGAUGUGGAGUUGGUCGUUUAAUGCAGAGUU